AUGCCUGAAGCUAUUCAACACCGCUUCGACCCAUACUCUUCCAACGGAGGGUCCAUCCUCGCCAUCGCCGGGAAAGACUUCGCCGUCGUCGCUGGUGAUACUCGGCAGUCGGAGGGGUAUUCCAUUCAGAGCAGGUAUCAGAAAAAGGUCUUUCCUCUCACCUCGAAAGCGAUCCUCGCCGUCAACGGUUUCGCAGCGGACGGGAACAAUUUCGUGAAACGGGUUAAACAGCGGUUGGAGUGGUACACCCACGCCCACAACAAAGAAAUGCCCAUCAAAUCCAUCGCCCGACUGAUCCAGACCAUGCUCUACGCCCGUCGCAUGUUCCCUUACUACGUAUACAACGUCUUGGCCGGUAUCGAAGAGGACGACGGGACGGGUGCGGUGUAUUCGUUUGACCCCGUGGGGAGUUAUGAGAGGGAGACUUGUCGGGCCGCUGGGGCUGCGCAGAGCUUGUUACAGCCGUUCUUGGAUAACCAGAUCUACUUCCGUAACCACACCCCGGCUCCCGGUCAACCUCCUUUCGACCCCUCCACCCACCCGCUCUCUACCGUCCUCUCUAUCCUCGUCGACUCCUUUUCCUCAGCUACCGAACGUCAUAUCGAAGUAGGAGACUUCCUGGAGGGGUACGUCAUCCUCUCCCCCGGUCGAACGUCGGACGACCUGAUCGGAGAGGGCGUCAAGGGGGUCUUGCCAGAGGGGAUGACGGUCGAGGAACAAGACCCGGAGGAUCUGGACGUCCAGAGCGCUGUGGCUGGGAAGGGAUGUCGGGUGUUUUUGGUGAGGAAGGAGUUGAAGAGGGAUUGAUCUGGCCCACGAAUCGGAGGUGGAGCUGGGUGGAUCGUCUUUACGUAUACGAGCAUCGAUUCCAAGUCGAGUCGGUCGCUUGUGUUUAUUCUGUGUGCUUGUGCUAGUGUAUGUCGGAACGUCAAUAUGUCCAUUACGAAGAGGACGUGUUCUAAGUCCUGCGCUUAACACGAAUCACAGAGUUGGGCAUGUGGACUGUUGUCGCACCUGUUAUAUGC
This is a messenger RNA of Filobasidium floriforme, 1025 nucleotides long. Its product is annotated as putative 20S proteasome beta-type subunit. NCBI's taxonomy places the organism in Eukaryota, Fungi, Basidiomycota, Tremellomycetes, Filobasidiales, Filobasidiaceae. Gene Ontology annotation, cellular component: proteasome core complex. Bases 1 to 807 code for a protein of 268 amino acids. The transcript has 5 exons. The record is from RefSeq and is a predicted model, not a curated record.